AUGAAAACUUAAUUCACUCAUAUACCUUUAUUUCUCAAAGACAAGGAAAUUCAUGAUAAUGAGCAUGCACUUGCACUCCGUAAUAAGAAUAUCAAUAUUUGGCCCAAUGAUAUACCUUCAAAAUUACUUAUCCUUGAUCUAAGUGGAAAUCGAUUCUAAACUAUCCCUUACCAAAUCAAUUUCAUUUAGCACUUAUAAAAACUUAUUUUGCGAGAUAACUAUAUUGAUAAUCUUGAACAUACUCUUACUCUCCCUUAACUCUUCUAUUUAGAUCUUAGUUAUAAUUACAUAAGUAAUUCUCAUUUAACAUUAAGGAAAGGUACCUUCCAGCCUUACUAAAUUGAAUUCUCUCCACUACUUAAAUUUAAACUCUAAUUUGAUUGAUGAAUUACCUCGCCAACUCUUUGACUUGCAAUAUACAUUCUUAGGUAUUUCUAAGAAUGCCUUUGUUAUAAUUCCACAAGAAAUUUGCAAAAUCAUUAAAAAACUAGAACAAUUCGAAUUGGAUUGGUUAAAUUAUUGUAAUUUUUCCUACUUUAUGGAUGAGUAAUUAUGCAAUAAAUUAAUGAAUGUUUUCAGUAUUGAUUGUACAUUUUCACAAUUUUAUGAACACUUUAUGAAUUCUUAAUUCUCUUACAAUUUAGAGAAGAUUUUUACUAAUCAUUCUUUGGGAAUACUAAGAUUGAUAUUUCAAUUUUAAUAAGAAGUUUAAAUGAAAAGUUUAAUGUUUGUUGUGUCUUAACCAGGAACGAAAGAGAAUAUCAAAUUUAUUAAUUAUCUUCUAGAUCUGCUUAAUUAAAAUGAUUCAGAGCUCCUCAAUAUCAUUUAUAUAUUAAGUGCAAGAACAAAUUAAACUUUUAUCAUCUAACUUCUUUACAAUUACAAAAUCAAUGUACAUUACUCCAUCAAAUUUGAUUUAAUUUGCAAUCAUAAGAUGUUUAUUUUAAAAGGUCAAACACCUUUUACUACAAUAUUGCAACAUAGUCAUAAUAUUGAUGCAAUUAUGGAAUCUUGGGUUUAAAAAGGUUUUGAUCCUAAAAUAAAGCACCAAGGUGAGAAUUGUUUACAUAUUGCUGUUAAAUAAAAUAUUUAUGAAGGUGUCAAAUGGGCAUUAAAGCAUUGUAAAAUUGAUUAAAAGGAUAGUAUUCAUAAAAGUACUCCUUUACAUAUUCUAUUUCAGAAAUAAUAGUCAGUGGAAAUAUUUUAUUUAUUAGAGAAUUAUAGACCGAAUCCUUUUAUUGUCAAUCGCUAUAACAAAAUUCCACGAUUCUAUUAAACCUAAAUGAUUUAAUUAAGAUUUGUCAAAUUAUAUCUAAAAUAUGAGAGAUGGUUCUUACGAUUUCAUUUUGAAACAUACAACUCAAAUAAAUUUCAUGGAAUGAUUACUUUAGGAAGUAGAUCAAAUGCCAGAUAGGAAAGUGAAAUUUCAGCUCUAAAUACAACUGAUAUGAGUGUCUUAAAUGGAGAAUAGUUACUAGAAUAAUUACUGAGUGAAAUUUUGAAGAUAUUGAGGUCAUCUAAAUAUCUGCCAUCUAUUAUGGAUAAGUUUAAUGUACUUAUAAACACUUCUUAAGACUUAUAAGCUAAAAUUUGUUUACAAUUUAUCUUGAAAUUAUUGCAAUUUAAAGCCAAGUUUGGUUUGAACUAUAAAUCUACAUUUUUACCUUAAGUCAUAACUUAAAUUAAUUUACUAUUCAAACAUAAAUUCUUAUUAGAGAAAAUAAGUGUUUGUUCUCAAGAUAUUAAAUAAAUCAUUGAAAACAGAAAAUAAAUAAUAAACUAGGCUAAGGUUGAGUAAAAUAAAAUUGAAUAAGAUCAUCUUAUAAAUUUAUCUUAAAAACUUAAGUUCAAUAUUGUUAAUGUGAUCGACCCUUAAACUAAUUCAAAAUUUAAUGAACAAUAUAUUUUGAAUUAUAUCAAUAUAACUUAUUUGGGUAAUAAUAUGAAAAAGAUAAGAAAUAAUAACAUUAACAUUUUGAAUUAAUAUGAAACUUUAUAAUUUAAAGAUUAUUCAGGUGAGGAAUAUAUAGAAAUGCCAGAAAGCCCACGAAAUACUCUUUUAGAAAAAAUGAAGUAUGCUCCAAUUGUGAAUGCAAAAUUCAAAGAUUUUUCGAACAUUAGAUCAAAGUCAUAAAUAGAAAUGUGA
This is a messenger RNA of Paramecium sonneborni, 2146 nucleotides long. Lineage: Eukaryota; Ciliophora; Oligohymenophorea; Peniculida; Parameciidae. The record is from the annotation of a GenBank genome assembly.